UUUCAACCAGAAAAUGUGAGGGGCAGAGUAUUCACCCUGACAAACAACUGCCCCUACACUGUAUGGCCAGGCAUCCUAACAGGAGCAGGAGGUCCUUCCUUAGAAGGAGGAGGCUUCACCCUAGCAACCGGUGAAUCCCAGUCACUUAACCCACCUGACAAUUGGUCCGGCCGGUUGUGGCCUCGAACAGGCUGCACCUUCGAGGCCCUAGAAGGCCCUGCUACCUGCUCAACAGGUGAUUGCGGCGGCCUCCUCCAAUGCAGCCAAGUGGGAGGGGUCCCACCAGUGACCCUAACAGAAUUCACGCUGGCAGAUGACGUGGACUUCUAUGACGUCAGCCUCGUCGACGGCUACAAUGUUCCACUGAGUAUUGAGACUCUUGGAGGCAGGGGCGACUGCAGAGCAGCAGGGUGUUGGAGUGAUUUGACAGACACGUGUCCACCGGAGCUAGCUGUGAAUGAGAAUGGACGGGUUGUGGCCUGUAAGAGUGCUUGUGAGGCGUUUGGAAGCCCUGAGUAUUGUUGUACAGGGGAGUUUGGGAGCCCUCAGACUUGUGGGCCUUCUGCUUAUUCACAGACGUUUAAGACUGCUUGUCCUGCUGCUUAUAGCUAUGCUUAUGAUGAUGCUACUAGUACUUUUACAUGCACUCAAGCAGAUUAUCAAAUCACUUUCUGCUCCUAAGGUUUGAAGUAGACCAAAUUAUAUAAUUUCCGUUUGUCAUUUCCUUUGAAUGACUUUCAGAUAUGAGUUUUGAAGUGUUUUUAAAUUAAGGUAAGCGGUUUUUAUCAGAAAUAGGUUUUGAGAAGAUCUCAAAAUUUUUUACAACAAAAAUAUCAUCAUGGAUCAAGAAA
Cryptomeria japonica (Japanese cedar) is the source of this 851-nucleotide messenger RNA. RefSeq names its product pathogenesis-related thaumatin-like protein 3.5. The transcript has a single exon. Lineage: Eukaryota; Viridiplantae; Streptophyta; Pinopsida; Cupressales; Cupressaceae. Gene Ontology annotation, cellular component: extracellular region. The annotation marks the transcript as partial. Gene Ontology annotation, biological process: defense response. The record is from RefSeq and is a predicted model, not a curated record.